AUGGGUUGGUUCCACGACGACUCCGACGAGUCCCAGCACUAUAACAACUACCAGGAGUACUCCCAGAACCCCGAGGAGCACCAGGCCAAGUUCUCCCAUGAGCUCAUCGGUGGUGCCGCCGCCUACGAGGCCAUGAAGGCCUACGAGGACCACGAGGCCCGCGAGGGCAAGGUCGACGACCACGCCAAGGCCAAGGAGAUCGUUGCCGGUCUGGCCGGUGCCUUCAUCGACCGCGAAUUUGAGACCAAGGGUCUGGACUUCAUCGACCGCGAGAAGGCCAAGCGUCACGCUGAGGAGCGCUGCUACGACCAGAUGGGCCAGAGCGGCCGCUGGUAA
Molecule: messenger RNA, 336 nt
Organism: Penicillium argentinense
Lineage: Eukaryota; Fungi; Ascomycota; Eurotiomycetes; Eurotiales; Aspergillaceae
Product: DUF3759 domain-containing protein
Exons: 3
Coding region: 1-336 (111 amino acids)
Source: RefSeq, a predicted model, not a curated record